Messenger RNA from Cryptosporidium muris RN66, 1227 nucleotides. RefSeq lists its product as uncharacterized. Lineage: Eukaryota; Apicomplexa; Conoidasida; Eucoccidiorida; Cryptosporidiidae. The transcript is spliced from 2 exons. Gene Ontology annotation, molecular function: hydrolase activity. The coding region runs from base 1 to 1227 and encodes 408 amino acids. The record is from RefSeq and is a predicted model, not a curated record.
AUGUUAAUGUAUGGAUUAAAGAGAGACAAUGUUGGUUUAGUAGUUGAGCAUAAUAUAGGAUAUGGAGGAUUAACUGGUUGGAAUAUUCUAAAACCAUUAAAUAGUAUAAAUUCUGUUGAAUAUCAUGGAAUUAAAAUAAAUAAUACUGAACUUGAUCAAUUGAAGGAUAGGACAAAUGAAAAUAUAAUAGUUAGCUUUUAUGCUAGCAAAAAUUUACUAAAUACUUAUCCUCAUUUAUUAAAAAAAUUAAAACAAACCGUAAAAUAUAAUAUAAAUGAAGAUGAUAGUGAUGGGAAUAGUAAUAUAUCAUGUUUUUCAUCAAUUUAUCACAAAGAAUCAAUUAUUAAGGUUAUAGAGGAAAGUGAUGUAGAAAGAAGUUCAGAUACAAAAGUAGAACCAUUUAAACUAAAAUAUGGGGAAUUAAGUGAUAAUAUUGAUACCAGCUUAUUUCCAAGUAUUGUUGUAUUAAUACAUGGAGGUGGUUUUGUACUUGGUGAUAGAUUUACUUAUGAUAUAUUACUUAAGAGACAUGCAAAUGUAUUGGGAGAUUCCCCAAACUCAAGUAUUGUUGUAUUUAUUGAAUAUAGAAAGUCACCUAAAUGGAAAUUUCCGAUUCCAUUAGAGGAUAUUAUCAUAUCUAUGGCAUGGUUACAUUCGAAUGCAUUGGAAUUUGGUUUAAAUCCUAAUAAAAUUGCUUUAAUUGGAGAUUCUGCAGGUGGUAAUUUAGUUGUUUCAUCUUUAACUUCUUGUUUUGAUAUCCAACAAAAAAAUCAGGAAAAGUCAAUAAAAUUUUGUAAAUGGGUUGAUUCAGUUAAAUAUAUUGGUUUAAUAUAUCCAGCUAUUUGUCAAAAGUGUGUAACAAAUUCAAAGCUUCAAACUGUUAAGCUUGGUUUUUUAAAUUGGAAUGCAAUGGCUUGGUUUGAAAAACAGUACCAAUCUAGUUAUAUUGAAGACCAUUUUGAUUGGAGAUCUCAACCACUACUAACACCAUCUAAUAUAUUAAAAAAACUUCCAAUUACAAAUAUUGUCUUGAUUAACAAAGAUAUAUUGCAAGAUGAAGGUUAUUUGUUAUAUGAAAUACUAAAAAAAUUGAAGGUAUUAGUUUCAGUUAGAAUUUUUGAAGGAUUUCAUGGAAUCUAUGGAAGUUAUUUAUUUAAAGGAGGAAAUGAAGCUUUUAUUUGGAUUAACGAAGGUAUAAAGUCACUUUGGUCUAAGAAAUAUUUAUAG